AUGCUACAGAGCUGCCAAUUUAAAGAUGAAAUAUCCAAACGGUUCAAAGCCAAGCAGGAGCAGCUGGUGCUUAUCUUUGCUGGGAAGAUCCUGAAGGAUGGAGAUACGCUCAGCCAACACGGAAUAAAGGAUGGCCUCACUGUGCACUUGGUCAUAAAAACAGCGCAGAGGCUCCCGGACUCUGCCACACAGCCGUCGACGUCAGCCAGCGCUCCGUGCGUGGAGGAGACGGCAGCGAGGCCGGAGCAGCCUGCGGCCGCGGUCACCAGCACGAGCGGCGGGGCCAGCACCACGACCACGGCCGGAGCACCCCCACCCUCCCAGUCUGUCUUGUCUGGAUUCGGCGGCAUUCCCGGACUCGGGAGCCUCGGAAUGGGCUCGGCAAACUUCAUGGAGCUGCAGCAGCAGAUGCAACGGCAGCUGAUGUCAAACCCGGACAUGCUGGCGCAGAUCAUGGAGAACCCCUUCGUGCAAAACAUGAUGUCCAACCCCGACCUCAUGAGGCAAAUGAUCAUGUCCAACCCUCAGAUGCAACAGCUGAUGGAGAGAAACCCGGAGAUCAGUCACAUGUUAAACAACCCCGAACUCAUGAGACAGACGAUGGAACUGGCCCGCAACCCGGCUAUGAUGCAGGAGAUGAUGAGGAACCAGGACCGGGCACUCAGCAACCUGGAGAGCAUCCCCGGCGGCUACAAUGCGCUACGACGCAUGUACACCGACAUCCAGGAGCCCAUGUUCAGUGCGGCCAGGGAACAGUUUGGGGGCAACCCAUUCACAGCCCUGGGUGGAGGCUCGGACAGCAACGCCCAGCCGUCACGGACCGAGAACAGGGAGCCUUUGCCCAACCCCUGGGUACCAACUUCGCCCUCGUCUCCAGCCGCCAGCACCACCAGCGAGGGAGGCAACGGCAGCAACCAGACAAGCGCACCCGUGUCCAACCCCUUCAGCAUCAACUCAGGGAGCUUAGGAAACGGGAUGUUUAACAGUCCAGGGAUGCAGAGCUUAAUGCAGCAGAUCUCGGAGAACCCUCAACUAAUACAGAACAUGCUGUCUGCGCCGUAUAUGAGGAGCAUGAUGCAGUCUCUGUCCCAGAACCCCGACCUCGCUUCACAGAUUUUAAUGAAUAACCCGUUGUUUGCCGGCAACACACAGCUGCAGGAUCAGCUCCGACUCCAGAUGCCCAUCUUCUUGCAGCAGAUGCAGAACCCAGACGUGCUGUCGGUGAUGGCCAACCCGCGGGCAAUGCAGGCUCUGCUCCAGAUCCAGCAGGGGCUACAGACCCUGCAGAACGAGGCACCGGGACUCCUGCCAGGGUUCAGCCCCGGUGUCCCCGCGCCUGUCUCUGGUCUCGGCAGCCCAGGCAGUGGAUCGACGGCCCCCACCGCAGCGCCCGGCGCGGGCACGGGCACGGGCCCCGGCACGGUGAACAGCAGCAGCUCUGCCAGCCCAGCGCCCACCUCCACCGGCCCCGGGCCUGGCACCCUGCCCGGCCCUGGCACCCCACAACAGCAGCUCAUGCAGCAGAUGCUACAGAUGUUAGCCGGCGCCAACACCCAAGUACAGAACCCGGAGGUGCGAUUCCAGCAGCAGUUGGAGCAGCUGAGCGCCAUGGGCUUCAUCAACCGUGAGGCUAACCUGCAAGCCCUCAUUGCCACGGGCGGGGACAUAAACGCUGCUAUCGAGAGACUGCUGGGCUCGCAGCCUUCGUAAGCCGGCCGACCCCACCACCUCCCUCCGCAACUGGGCGGCAGGAACCCCACGAGGACACAUCCAAGUCCAAACUGAUUCAAAACACAGCUCGUCCGAACUGAUCAUCUCUCCACCCUCUCCAGUACGUACCAUCCCCGUGGCUUCAAUCGACAAGAAACUCUCUGCCCCCGUUGAGUUGUAGCGGCGAGGCGGCGACUCUCUUUGCUGUACAGCGUUGGUCGGCCUGUUUCACCCACCUCCCCGCCCGCUUCUGUGUUCGGUAUUCGCUAUCCAGAGCCUGGAUCCAGUGGUUUAAAAAGAAAUGUGAACAUAAAAGAUUAACAUUGCUAA
Leucoraja erinaceus (little skate) is the source of this 2040-nucleotide messenger RNA. RefSeq names its product ubiquilin 4 (gene ubqln4). Gene Ontology annotation, molecular function: polyubiquitin modification-dependent protein binding. The transcript is spliced from 11 exons. Lineage: Eukaryota; Metazoa; Chordata; Chondrichthyes; Rajiformes; Rajidae. Gene Ontology annotation, biological process: ubiquitin-dependent protein catabolic process. Gene Ontology annotation, cellular component: cytosol. The coding region runs from base 1 to 1710 and encodes 569 amino acids. The record is from RefSeq and is a predicted model, not a curated record.